This is a messenger RNA of Botrytis cinerea B05.10, 1981 nucleotides long. RefSeq lists its product as hypothetical. Bases 538 to 1602 code for a protein of 354 amino acids. The record is from RefSeq and is a predicted model, not a curated record. Lineage: Eukaryota; Fungi; Ascomycota; Leotiomycetes; Helotiales; Sclerotiniaceae. The transcript has a single exon.
GAGAGUAUCCUUUAUGUAAUUUCAUAAGUUAAUCUACGAGUGUUGUUUCCAUAUUUACCCCAUUUCCCCUGACUCAUAUAAAGUACAUACCUAGGUACGUUAUACAUGUAUCCAUUCAUUUCCUACAACCACCUGCUCCGUCCUUGAUAUAUUUUGUUCCAAGUUCAAGCACGUACCGAGCACCUUUAUUAUUACUUCCAACCUCUUUCAACCAAAACAACACAACCAAAACAACACAACUCAACCCAACCCAACCCAACCCAAGUUGAUCGAUUAUAAAACAAAACAAAGCAAAACAAAACACAACAUCUCAGACUAAAUAUCUCAGCCAAGCAAAUAAUAAUAAUAGCCAAUCAAAGUCAAAUACCCCGCCAAUCAUUGCCCCCCUCGAACCCCCACGCAACUUCAAAGUUCCAUUCCAUCGAAAUAUCCCGACCUCCCGUAUUUAUUAGAAAGAACAAACCCAAAAUCGCGGACAAAAGUAAUCCGACUCCGCUGCCUCAUAUCUCCAACGCGCGCGGGCGCAAGCAAUUCGCAAUGCCCAUCCUCAAGAUUAAAAUGCCUCACCCUACAGCCUCAACUUCGAAUUCCCCUCCUUCUGCAGCCCCGACUCCCGCACAUUAUACUUCUACUCCGACUCCCAUUCAAGGAACUUCUCCUCCAUCGCAUACUCUCAAAUCAUCCAAUUCGAGAUCCGCCAGUCCGGAACGCCCUCCCGUUUCUCCCAUCACUCCUACAUUAUCGGCGGCGAGGCUAGCCUCAAACUCGAAUGUAAAUCCGAAUGCAAACCUGGGAGUCGCCGCGAGAAAUGGAACGGCGGGAUUGGAAUCGCAAUCGUCGGGUCACGCGCAACGAAGUCACAUCGGAGGAAAGAAUAUCGCAAUCAUGAAUAAUACCAUUGCAGCGCAGAAUAGUAGUCCGCAGCACAUCCCAACCCAUCCAGCCAUGCAAGCGCAAGCUCACGCCCUUAGAGAAACAUAUACGCACACGCAACAAGCGCCGCAAUCAUCGAUGCCGCAACCGAAACCGCCGCCGCAAACGAUUGAUUUGAGUCAGAAUCCAGAUGCUCUGGCCGUGAAGAGUGCGAUUUCGAUAUUGCAGUUGCAGAUGAGAAAUGCGAAGAGAGAUAUGGUUACGCUGCAGAGGAUUAAGGAGAGGGCGAUGGAGGAUCCAGAAGGGUUUGUAGGAAGUUUGAAGGAAGGGGAACAGAGGGAGAGAGAGGAAAAUGCGAGGAAGAGGGGAAGAAUGGUUGUGGAUACGGAAAGUAGUAGUGAUGAGGAUGAGGAUAAAGAUGAGGAGUCUGAGGAAGGUCAGCAGACCGAAAAUCCAAAGUGGGAGACACUACCGACACCUCAGAAUGUAGUACGGUGUCCACCCGUCAAUUGGGCAAAAUACGGAGUUAUGGGGGAGAGUUUAGAUAAGCUGCACGAAGACCAAAUCCGAAGGCCCAGUCAGGGGAUACCGGCUACCAUCAAUGCGGAUUGGAGCACGACGCACAAAUAUGGAGAUGGCCCGAAGAAGGAAUAUGUGAUGCAGAAACCACUGGGGAUAGGCGAGGUGGUUGCGAAACCGAAGAAAAAAAGAUCGCCUGCUAGUAAGUAAGAUUGAGCGGACCCGAGACGAGCUUCAAUACCAAACAAGGAACAUAUCACAUGGGAAGGUGUUUUUGCAUUUUAUACAUUUCAGCAUCGGGAUUGGGAUUGGGGUGGGUCUUAGAAUACAUGACAUUAUGAAUACGAGGUUACGAAUGGAUUUUUAGGAUUGGAGAUGGUAUAGCAUGGCGUUUUGGUCAGGUAGCAGAUGCAUCGCAGCUUUGGGGUUCUCUCUCUCUCUCUCUCUAUGUGUGUGUGUGUGUGUGUGUGCGUGUGUGUAUAUUGACUAGAUCUGGGUUGCGCGGCUACUCUCGUAUGAAUGACUAGCCAAGCUGCUCUUGUUCUCUUAAUUAGCAUAAAUAACACUUCGAUCUAAAUUCAUCAAUUCA